AUGCAAGCACUAUUUGAUGAAACCCUCGUGAUGAGAGUUCCGAUAGUGUUUUUGGCGAGGAGGAGAGCUUGCUGCUGCGAUGAUAACCAACUUUACCCUCUCUCCAACUCCAAUUCUCAAUCCAUCACUUCCUCACCCCAACCCGAAGCCCGAAUCUCUUCCCUCAUCUCCUCCAUUUCCUCUUCUUCCUCCAAGCUUGAUUCACUCCACCAACUCACUCGACUCACCAAGCGCAACUCACUCUUCCGUCACCGUCUCAUCGACUCGAAAAUUAUCACGCUGUUACUCUCCUGUGUCGAGUCCCACGACUACAAUUUUCUCCAUGAGAAUGCUCUCUCUUUACUUCUCAAUCUCAGCCUCGAUGACCACAACAAGGUUGGACUCAUUGCUGAGGGAGUCGUUGCCCGCCUCGUCACCGUCAUCUCCGACACCGCUGCCCGAAAUCUAUCCCUAAACUAUCAUGCCCCCGUAAGGGACGGAAAUGAGAGAGAGAAGAAGGAAGCUGCGACGACCCUCUAUGCUCUCUGCUCUGCUGUUGAGGUUGUUGGAGUUCUUCCAAAGUGGAAGGAAGGAAGGGAGCAGAUGGAAAGGUUCCAUGAAUGUGUUCAGGUUCUGAGUCGGGUUCUGAGGAAUGGAUGA
Messenger RNA from Arachis ipaensis, 639 nucleotides. Its product is annotated as U-box domain-containing protein 8-like. The record is from RefSeq and is a predicted model, not a curated record. Lineage: Eukaryota; Viridiplantae; Streptophyta; Magnoliopsida; Fabales; Fabaceae.